Ixodes scapularis (black-legged tick) is the source of this 2325-nucleotide messenger RNA. RefSeq names its product centrosomal protein of 128 kDa-like. Bases 1 to 2325 code for a protein of 774 amino acids. The record is from RefSeq and is a predicted model, not a curated record. The transcript has 4 exons. NCBI's taxonomy places the organism in Eukaryota, Metazoa, Arthropoda, Arachnida, Ixodida, Ixodidae.
AUGGCAUCUGCUUUCCUACAACCGCCGGCUCCGUUCCAGCCUGGUGACGACCCAGCAAGAGCAUGGGAGGAGUGGAAAUCGUCCUACCUUAUCUUCGAGGCAGCCUGUGAAUAUGGAUCGAAGCCUAUCGCAACUCGGAAAGCUUUUCUGCUCCACUGCCUUGGACCUCAGGCAAGACGAAUUACGCAAACCUUUCCUCUGCAACCAACGGGAGAUGGUCAAAGCGGGCAAAGAGAUAAUGCAGUAGAUUACAUCCUGCACGAAUUUGAUAAACUCUAUGCACCUUACAAAAGAGUCACACAAGCGACAGCCAUUUUUAACACAAUGAGCCAAAAGCCAGAACAAACCAUUGACGAAUUUGUAACUGAGCUAAAACUGCAGGCUCAGAAAUGCGACUACGGAGCUCAAGAAAGCAGGCUCAUUGGUGAUCGUAUCAUCAUCGGGAUACGAGACGUGGCCUUACGCGAACGAUUGUUUCGUGAACCGAGUCUAACACUGGACAAAAUCAUUUCAACCUGUAAAGCAGCUGAAAUCUCAAAAAAACAUGUGAAUGAUAUUCAGAAAACUGAAGACGAAGUUAGAGUUGAUGGACUCUAUCGUCAGCCAUCUAGCUUCAGGGCAGCGCAACGAAGGCAUAACAAUUGGGCCUCUUCCAUCAACCAAAGCAACCAAGUUUGCGCAAACUGGGACAGAGCUGGAGAGGCGGUCAAAGAAAAAAAUGGCAUGCUGGCAUCUCGCCCCGAAGAGGUACAAGGCCUGAUUUCAGAGUUGGUGUUGGCAAAGGCAGAAAUGCAGCGAAUGUCUUUGGAGCACGAGAGAAAUAUUGAAGCGAGCUUUGGCCGUGAGCAGGCCCUUCAACGCGAGUGCAAGGCAGCUUCGGUUCUCCUGGGGAAGUUGCAAGCGCAGCAAGCAGAAUUUUCUCAUGCCAAGUAUCAGGAGUCUGAAGCAUUGAAAGCCCAGUUAGUUUCUCUAAGUGGGGAUUCGGCAAAGCAGCUGAAGCUUGUAGAUGCCAAGGAUGUCCUUCUUCAAGACUGUGGCGAGGACUUGCCGCUAGUUCAGAAUAAUUCCGAACAACGAGAGUUCAGUGCCUUUCAGUACCUCAAGAAGCUGCUGGACAUCGCAAAACGCAAAAGAGAGGCCCUGGAAAACCAGCUUGCUAAAAAAGAGGAGCAGUUCAAUCUACUUCAGCAAAACUAUCAGUACUUAAAGGACAGGUACCAGUGGCCGUUACAAGAUCUCGGGGCAUUUGUCCGGAGCAUCAUCGAAGCAUUUGCCCGGAGCAUCAUCGAGCACACCAACCAGUCGUCAGAAGCUGCAGUGUCUCUUGAAGCAAGUCAGCUGGAAGACUUGAACCGUAUGCUGGCAGUGCUUCAGGAACGGGUCACAUCCUUGACAGUUAGGAACGAGCUCCUCGCUCAAGAAACAUAUGGAAGCUCCUUUACCGAGAAGGCAGAAACAGAGUGCGAGAGGUUAGACGAGAAAGUCAGCAGCCUCCUAAAACGCAACCGAAAGCUAAAAAGUGAAGCCGACGUUUUGUGGUCAAAACUUUCCUGCCUGGAGGAGCAAGCUGAGAUGCUCGUCAGCGACAACAAACAUUUUCAACAGCUAGCUGAGAACUUAAAACAGGCACGACAUUGCCUCGAGGAGGAGUUGAAGACUCAGCGCGAGCAGCACGUCAAGGCCACCAAGGAGAUGGAGAACGAGCACUGUACUGCGCUGGACGAAGCGGCCAAGUGCGAGGCAGCACUAUCAGCGCUGAAGACAGACCACUCCCAGCUGUUGGACAAGUAUAACCACAUUGUAUACAGACACAGGAACCUGCAGGAAGAGUUUCACGCGGCAGCCCAAGAGAAACGCAGUUUUGAGGACAGGUGCGCUCAGCUCACAGAAGAGUGGGCAACAGCCAGACGAGCUCUCGCAGUCUUCGAGAAGCAUCAGGGCGCAGUGGGACAAAAGACCAUGCAGAAGCUGCGAGAGCUGUGGCAAGCAAACCAGCAUUUGCAAGAGCGCUUUCGCCUCCUCAAGGACAAGCAUCUCAAGGCUGAAGAAUGGUUGGUACAGGCGCCAAACCAAAAAGUGGAAGCCUCGAUGGAACAUGUCACCGAGGUCACUGGGGGUACAGCGAGAACUUUGGAGGCACCAGCAAGCCGAGUCGAGAUAGAGGAACUCUCCCGGCGGUAUGAGUCCCUUUUGGAGCAGUCUCGUGCCGAGGAGAACAAGUGGAACCAGGACAAGCAGCAGCAGAAACACAUCGAGGACUUACAGGCGCAACCGGUACUACACCAAAGAAGCACAUGGAACAGCAGAAACGAAUUCAGCUGCUGA